AUGUUCUCAACAAGGGCCUCUUCUGCAUCUGCUUCUUUACUAUUGAAAAGAAUUCCCUCUCAAUUGAGAUCCCCACUCCAAUUAAGAUGUUUUUCCCAUUUACCUCUCACAAUCCCAAUCAAAUUACCUAAUGGUUUAGAAUUUGAUCAACCAACUGGUCUUUUCAUCAAUAACAAAAAUAUUCCCUCGAAAGAAGGGAAAACUUUUGAAGUCAUUAAUCCCUCCACAGAAGAAGAAAUUUGUCAUGUUUAUGAAGGAAGAGAAGAAGACGUAGAUAUAGCUGCUAAGGCAGCUCAAGAAGCAUUUGAUAACGGCUCUUGGUCUACAAUUGACCCCUUAGAAAGAGGUAAAGCUUUAUAUCGUUUAGCGGAAUUGAUCGAAAAGGAUUUAGAUGUAAUUGCCUCCAUUGAAACUUUAGAUAAUGGUAAGGCAAUUAGCUCCGCUAAGGGCGACGUUCAAUUAGUAGUCGAUUAUUUUAAAGCUUCUGCUGGGUUGGCGUGUAAAUUAGAUGGUAGACAAGUCAAUAGCGGGUCUAAUUAUUUCAAUUAUACCAAAAGAGAACCCUUGGGUGUUUGUGGUCAAAUUAUCCCAUGGAAUUUCCCAUUAUUAAUGUGGGCUUGGAAAAUUGCUCCAGCUUUAAUCACUGGUAAUACUGUCGUAUUAAAGACUGCUGAAUCAACUCCAUUAUCUGCGUUAUAUACUGCAAAAUAUAUACCAGAAGCUGGUAUUCCACCUGGUGUGGUUAAUAUUGUUUCCGGGUUUGGUAAAAUUGUUGGUGAAGCUAUCACUACUCAUCCAUUGAUUAAAAAAGUCGCAUUUACAGGUUCAACCACCACUGGGAAACACAUUUAUCAAAAUGCUGCUGCAUCUUUGAAAAAAGUAACUUUAGAAUUAGGUGGGAAAUCACCAAAUAUCGUCUUUGCUGACGCCAACAUGAAAACUGCUGUUCAAAAUAUUAUCCUAGGUAUUUAUUAUAACUCAGGUGAAGUUUGUUGUGCAGGUUCAAGAGUUUAUGUAGAAGAAUCUGUCUACGAUGAUUUGAUUAAAGAAAUCAAAAUUGCAUCCGAAGCUGUUAAAGUCGGUGAUCCAUUUGAUGAAUCCACUUUCCAAGGUGCUCAAACAUCACAGAUGCAAUUAAGUAAAAUUUUGAAAUAUGUCGAAAUUGGUAAAAAUGAAGGUGCUACAUUAAUUAGUGGUGGUGAAAGAUUAGGUACUAAAGGUUAUUUCGUUAGACCAACCAUAUUUGGUGAUGUUAAAGAAAAUAUGCAGAUUGUGAAAGAAGAAAUUUUUGGUCCUGUAGUCACAAUUUCUAAAUUCAAAACUUUGGAUGACGUAGUUAAAAUGGCAAAUGAUUCAGAAUAUGGGUUAGCUGCUGGUAUUCAUACGACAAACAUUAAUAAUGCUGUCAAAGUUGCAGAUAGAUUGAAAGCUGGUACCGUUUGGAUUAAUACAUACAAUGAUUUCCAUAGUGCUGUACCAUUCGGAGGAUUUAAUGCAUCUGGUUUAGGUCGUGAAAUGUCAUAUGAAGCGUUAGAUAAUUACUUGCAAGUAAAAGCUGUUCGUGUUAAAUUAGAAGAUUAA
Messenger RNA from Naumovozyma dairenensis CBS 421, 1581 nucleotides. It is a transcript of the gene ALD4, whose product is annotated as aldehyde dehydrogenase (NADP(+)) ALD4. The transcript has a single exon. NCBI's taxonomy places the organism in Eukaryota, Fungi, Ascomycota, Saccharomycetes, Saccharomycetales, Saccharomycetaceae. The record is from RefSeq and is a predicted model, not a curated record. Gene Ontology annotation, molecular function: aldehyde dehydrogenase (NAD+) activity. Bases 1 to 1581 code for a protein of 526 amino acids.